Molecule: messenger RNA, 656 nt
Organism: Notechis scutatus (mainland tiger snake)
Lineage: Eukaryota; Metazoa; Chordata; Lepidosauria; Squamata; Elapidae
Source: RefSeq, a predicted model, not a curated record
GACCCGAACGGCGGAUCGUCCUGGUAGGCAAAACCGGCAAUGGGAGAAGUGCGGUGGCCAACACCAUCCUGGGAAGCAGGGUCUUCAAAUCCAAGAUAUCGUCCGUGUCCGUCACCAAGACUUGCCAAUGGGAGGAGGUCGUGCUGAACGGCCGGAAAGUGGUGGUGGUGGUGGUGGACACGCCGGGCUUCCUCAACAAGGGUCGUCCAGAGCGGGAAACCUUGGCCAAAGUGAGGAAGUGCAUCAAGUUUUGCCCCCCGGGCCCCCACGUCAUCCUGCAGGUGAUGCGCCCAGACCGCUUCACCCAGGAGGAGACAUACAUGGCGCACUUCAUCAAGCAGAUCUUCAGCUUGAACGCCAAGGAUUACAUGAUCAUCCUCUUCACCCGCAAGGAGGACCUGGAGGGCAAAACCCUGGAGAAGUUCAUCGCCGAAGGCGAUGAGGACCUGAAGGAGCACGUUUACGACUGCGGCAACCGCUUCCUGGCCUUUAACAACAAGGCUGAAGGCGCGGAGCGCGAAGCUCAGGUGGGCCAGCUGAUGGCAAUGAUUGAUGCGCUGGUGCACAAGAACCGUGCCGCGCCGUGCUACAUGGAGGAGAUGCUCAACAUUGACAAGAAGCACCGGGACUUUUCCUGGCUGUCUCCUUUCGUUUGA